GCUAUCAAAUAGGUCGAAGUUGGCGGUAUUUGAUAAGCGAGUACAAAAUUUCUUUUAUAAGAUUAAUAAAAAAUGCCAGAAAACGUGCUAAAUGGAGAUCAUGUUGAGGUAAAGAAUGUUAAUUGUGAAACUCAAGACAAUGAUGAAGACAAUAAUGAAGCAGAUGUACAUUUCGAACCAAUAAUUUCAUUGCCAUUAAUAGAAGUAUCCAACAACGAAGAAGAUGAAGUUGAAAUGAUAAAAAUGAGGGCAAAGUUGUAUCGUUAUGAUUCUUCUAAUAAUCCUGCAGAAUGGAAAGAGCGUGGUACAGGGGAGGUGAAAUUAUUAAGACAUAAAACAAAAAAUACUGUAAGGGUUGUAAUGCGUAGAGAUAAAACACUUAAAAUCUGUGCUAAUCAUUUUGUAACUCCAUGGAUGGAAUUGAAACCCAAUUGUGGUAGUGAUAGAGCAUGGGUAUGGAGUGUACUUGCUGAUUAUGCAGAUGAACAGCUUAAGCCAGAAUUACUUGCCAUAAGAUUUGCAAAUGCAGAAAAUGCAACUGUUUGGAAAGAAGCUUUUGAAAAAGCAAAGAAGAUAGUGGGCUCUGAAUGUGAAAUAUAUGCUGGAAAAAAUAAUAUGGAAGAAAAACAAAUUGAGAGUGAUAGUGAACCUUCUAGUGAUGUAAGUUAUAGUGAAAGUACUGAUAAUAAAGAACAAGCUAACAAAUUGACAGCAGAAAUUGAAAAUGUGGAAACUUCUGAGAAACAAAUGAAGGAUGAAGGAAAUAUGGACAAAAUAUCUAAAGAACUUGAACAAUUACAAGUUCAGGAUGUGGAAGAAACAAAAUAAAGACAUACAUCUCCAUGAAUUAGAGGUGUUAACAAUAAGUGCACAUUCCAAUAUAAUCAUACAUGCAUGCAUAUGCUUAAGUAUUUGAUCAUUGAAUCUAAUGUAGAAAAAUAUUUUAGCAACA
Messenger RNA from Eufriesea mexicana, 952 nucleotides. RefSeq names its product ran-specific GTPase-activating protein. The record is from RefSeq and is a predicted model, not a curated record. NCBI's taxonomy places the organism in Eukaryota, Metazoa, Arthropoda, Insecta, Hymenoptera, Apidae. Gene Ontology annotation, cellular component: nuclear pore; cytoplasm. Gene Ontology annotation, molecular function: GTPase activator activity. Gene Ontology annotation, biological process: nucleocytoplasmic transport. The transcript is spliced from 4 exons. The coding region runs from base 73 to 828 and encodes 251 amino acids.